This is a messenger RNA of Vitis vinifera (wine grape), 1493 nucleotides long. RefSeq names its product asparagine--tRNA ligase, cytoplasmic 1-like. Gene Ontology annotation, biological process: asparaginyl-tRNA aminoacylation. The record is from RefSeq and is a predicted model, not a curated record. The transcript has a single exon. Gene Ontology annotation, cellular component: mitochondrion. NCBI's taxonomy places the organism in Eukaryota, Viridiplantae, Streptophyta, Magnoliopsida, Vitales, Vitaceae. Bases 54 to 782 code for a protein of 242 amino acids. Gene Ontology annotation, molecular function: asparagine-tRNA ligase activity; ATP binding.
AUAUGCAAAUCUCGGUGUAAAAUACCUUGCUAGAGCAUGUCUAAUCCUCGUGCAUGGGGUCUCGUCUUUGUAGCCGCGAGCUGGGUUUCGGUCAGCCUGCUUUAUGCUCUCAACGCCUUUUAAGAGCUGUGGGACUUUUGAUGCAAGGAGAGGCUGUUGCCCAACUAAAAUCUGCUAAAGCAAGUAAGGGGGAAAUCACCGCAUCUGUGGCUGAACUUAACAAGGCUAAGGAGAAUCUCUCAAGGCUGGAAGAGCGAUCUAAGCUUAAGCCUGGUAUCCCUAAAAAAGAUGGGAAGAUUGAUUAUUCCCAGGAUUUCUUUGCCCGUCAAGCAUUUUUGACUGUUUCUGGCCAACUGCUAGUUGAGACUUAUGCAUGUGCUAUUGGCAGUGUUUAUACAUUUGGGCCAACUUUCCGAGCUGAACACUCUCACACAUCAAGGCAUUUGGCAGAAUUCUGGAUGGUGGAGCCUGAAAUAGCAUUUGCAGAUCUUAAGGAUGAUAUGAAUUGUGCGGAGGCCUAUGUGAAAUUUCUUUGCCAGUGGUUACCUGACAAUUGCAUUGAUGAUAUGGAAUUCAUGGCUAAAAAUUUUGAUAAAGGCUCCAUUGAUCAUAUAAGAAUGGUUGCAUCAAUGCCCUUUGAGCGAAUUUCAUAUGCAGAGGCAAUCAAACUUCUGGAGGAAGCAGUCAAGAAAGAUAAGAAAUUUGAGAAUAAAGUGGAAUGGGGGAUUGAUUUAGCAUCUGAGCAUGAUCAGAUUCUGGCCAGCAGGCAAAGACACGUAUAAGAAAUUGACUUCUGAUGGAGGGGUCAUCUCAAGCAUCUUGGUAAUGUACUUGCUGCACCACAUGUCCUGCUGAAGAGAUGCUUCAGUCAAAUGGUCAGAGUUCCAUCAUCAUUGCUGGGGAUAUCAAUAUGUCUCUUUAGGCUUGAGACUCUUUUUGAUGAGGAUGCACAGAUUGUAAAGAAUGCGGGGAUUGCUAGCUUUGCUUCAAUGAGGAUUUUCUGCUCUCCUCAGCAUUCGGGUAAUAAAGAUUUGAAGGACUCCACAGGGAUAUCUUUUAGAAGAUGUAUGCAGCCUGUAGAGAAGUGUUCAAGGGAUGUUUGGGAAUUAUUUCGAUCAGUUGAUGGUGCAGUACAUGGAUGGCCAGCCCAUAUAGCAAGAUCAUGUGAUUCAUUUGAAGAUGAGUUGUUGACGGAGCAGAUGUAGUGGCACUCCAGAUUGCAUUCUUACUCGGUUUUCCCUCAUCACCUAUUCACUUGUAUGUCAAUGCAUGGCUUACCUUUGAGGAAUGUGCUAUCUCCUAUUCCCCUCUUUUAAUUUUUAAGAUAAUUGCCCCAAAUCCUAUUUUGUAAAUAUUCUCUCAAAUUCAGCUUUUCAAAUAAUCCCAACUCCUAUUUUCUAAUAAAACUUGGCUGCCUUUUUCUUUCUGGCAAGCCAUUUUCAAAUUUUCUUUGUUUUUUAAAAUGUUUUAAAAUAAGCAUGGAUUUAAUUCCG